AUGUUUGGUUGUCUGGUCGCCGGCAGGUUGGUGCAGACGGACGCGGCGCAGGUCGCCUCGGACAAGUUCGUGUUCAACCUGCCGGACUAUGAGAACGUGAACCACGUGGUGGUGUUCAUGCUGGGCACCGUGCCAUUCCCCGCCGGCAUGGGCGGCGCCGUCUACUUCUCCUUCCCGGACCCGGCGAGCGGCAGCCCGGUGUGGCAGCUGCUCGGCUUCAUCACCAACGACAAGCCCAGCGCCAUCUUCAAGAUCUCCGGGCUGAAGGCCGGGGAGGGCGGGGCGCACCCCUUCGGCACCGUGGCCUCCACCUCGUCCCCCUCCGUGGCUCAGGUCGGCGUGUCUGUGGAGGCUCUGGAGCAGCUGGCCCAGCAGAUCCCGGUGUCCAGCGCCACCGUGUCCACCGUGGACUCCUUCCUGCAGUUCACCCAGAAGAUGCUGGACAGUCUGUACAACUUCGCCUCCUCCUUCGCUGUGUCGCAGGCGCAGAUGACGCCGAACCCCACCGAGACCUUCAUCCCGUCCAGCUGCGUCCUCAGGUGGUAUGAAAACUUCCAGAGGAGGAUGGCUCAGAACCCGAACUUCUGGAAAAACUGAUGAUGACAGUUUCCACGGUGCCUACAGUUUCUAAUAAAAGUCUCCACCGGUUCCGGUCUCCGUUCAUCCCUUCAUCCCUCAGACAGCUGCAUCCUCAGCGGGAUUAUGAGCUGGAAUCACUGGUUAAUAUCGCUUUUUAAUGUUUAUGCACCGAUCAGUCAUCCAUCAGGAAGGUGUCUCCACUGAGGAAGACCACAGGAUGAGGCUGAAGUCUCCACAGACUUUGUGUCUUUUUCUUUUUUCAGGAUAUUUUUAGAUCGAUACACAAAGUGCAGCCAAAUCACUGAGUAAACAACAAAAUGACAAUGAGGAAAAAGGAGAAAUAUCCAAACUGUUACAUAAAAAAUUAAUAAAUGCUUUUUGUUGACGUACAGUUGUUUUUCACAGUACAGUACAGUAAGUACUCUGAGCUGAGAUAAAUUUA
This is a messenger RNA of Toxotes jaculatrix (banded archerfish), 1021 nucleotides long. It is a transcript of the gene hikeshi, whose product is annotated as heat shock protein nuclear import factor hikeshi. The record is from RefSeq and is a predicted model, not a curated record. Gene Ontology annotation, molecular function: nuclear import signal receptor activity; Hsp70 protein binding. Gene Ontology annotation, cellular component: cytosol; nucleus. The transcript has a single exon. Lineage: Eukaryota; Metazoa; Chordata; Actinopteri; Toxotidae. Gene Ontology annotation, biological process: protein import into nucleus. Bases 1 to 597 code for a protein of 198 amino acids.